This is a messenger RNA of Peronospora farinosa, 630 nucleotides long. The record is from the annotation of a GenBank genome assembly. NCBI's taxonomy places the organism in Eukaryota, Oomycota, Peronosporomycetes, Peronosporales, Peronosporaceae.
AUGGCUCCCCGUACUGCCGUGAUACUUAAUAUCUACGACCUCAUAGAGGCCAAUAAUUACAUCGCACCACUGGGCCUGGGCAUCUUCCACAGUGGCGUUGAGAUCGCCGGAGAGGAAUUUUCAUAUGCAAGUGGAGCCGGCGUCUUCUCCUUAAGUCCCAAACGAGUAACUGGUGCUAAAUUCCGAGAAUCAAUCAAAAUGGGGUUCUUCGAAGGAAGUUUUCAGGAAGCUCAACGACUCGCCUAUUCUUUAAGCUCAGAUUUUGAUGGUGAUGGCUACAAUUUGUUUACUCAAAAUUGCAACACGUACGCGGACGCGCUGUGUCAACUGCUGCUGGGAAAACCAAUUCCUGCUUAUGUCAAUCGCGCAGCCUAUUUGGGUUCAUUCCUUAGCUGUCUCAUGCCGGCUGAUGUGAUGGAACAAGCACCAGUGGGUGACACCAAUACGCGUUCGCGGAUCACGAACGCAACCUCGCGACGUUCCGAUACUGUCUACACUCCAUUUGCAGGGUCUGGCCAAACUGUUGGUGGCGCUAAGGAAGCAUCAUCGUCGGAAUCGUCAACUCGGGCUGAUCAACGCAAGAAAGUUCGCUUGGCAGCUUUGCGGCGAGUGGGUGCGCAAGAGCAGUAG